AUGACGAACACCACAGAGAACGUUAAGCAAGCAGCGAAGGGCAACGUAGAACCUCUCAAACAACAGAUACCUUCCGCCGACCAGGUGAAAGAACAGGCACAACAACAGCUCCAACAUGCAUACGACAAAGUCCCCGAGUCAACAGAAGAGGUCAAGGAAGUCGUGGACCAAGCAGCGAAGAAGAGCUUCCAGUCACUACGAGACUUCGUCGCAGGAGGCGUCGGAGGUAUCUGUGCUGUGGUCGUCGGACACCCGUUCGAUCUGGUCAAGGUGCGGUUACAAACAGCCGAGAAGGGAGUCUACAAUGGAGCUAUGGACGUAGUGAGGAAGACAGUCGCACGAGAAGGAGCAGUGAGAGGACUCUACGCUGGUGUGAGUGCACCGCUGGUGGGAGUGACGCCUAUGUUCGCUGUGAACUUCUGGGCAUACGGUGUGGGCAAGCAGCUGGUGGAGAACUUCUCGGCCGUUGAGAACGGACAGUACAGCGUGGGCCAGGUGUGCAGCGCCGGCUUCUUCUCCGCCAUCCCCAUGACCCUCAUCACCGCCCCCUUCGAACGCGUAAAGAUCAUCCUCCAGAUCCAAGGCCAGAAAGAGCUCAAACCGGGCGAGAAACCUCGCUACUCCGGCGGCAUGGACGUCGUUCGCCAACUCUACAAAGAAGGUGGAAUCCGCAGCGUCUACCGCGGCUCCUUCAUGACCCUCGCCCGCGACGGUCCCGGCUCGGCAGCAUACUUCGCAACAUACGAGGUGAUCAAGCGUCGACUCACACCCAAAGACCCCGAGACGGGCAAGCCAGGGCAGCUAAGUCUGACGGCGAUUAUGGCGGCCGGUGGUGCGGCAGGUGUGGCUAUGUGGACUGCUGUGUUCCCUGUGGAUACGGUGAAGAGUCGGUUGCAGAGCGCAGAGGGCAAUCAGAGUAUCAGUGCUUGUAUAAAGGAGCUAUAUGGAAGAGGAGGUGUGAAGGCCUUCUUCCCGGGUGUUGGGCCAGCUAUGGCGAGAGCUGUUCCUGCCAAUGCGGCGACGUUCUUGGGUGUGGAGCUGGCACAUCAAGCGAUGAACAAGGUGUUCUAA
Molecule: messenger RNA, 1071 nt
Organism: Fulvia fulva
Lineage: Eukaryota; Fungi; Ascomycota; Dothideomycetes; Mycosphaerellales; Mycosphaerellaceae
Product: Mitochondrial carnitine carrier
Exons: 2
Coding region: 1-1071 (356 amino acids)
Biological process (GO): carnitine transmembrane transport; mitochondrial transport
Cellular component (GO): mitochondrial envelope
Molecular function (GO): O-acyl-L-carnitine transmembrane transporter activity
Source: RefSeq, a predicted model, not a curated record